AGCCGUGGCCGGAGAGAGGGCGGCGGUGAGCGCGGCGGGGCGGCCCCGGCGGCGGGCGCGGCACGGCCGGCGCCCCUCACCUGGAUGCGGGACUCGGGGAUCUGCGUGGCGUCGGCCAGUUUCUCCCGCAGGAGAAACUUCUUGUGCUUUUGUCUGUGCUGGGAGUGCCUCAGCACUGAAGCGUCUGUGCCAAGAGGAACUCACAAUACAAAAUGUGCCUGUACCUGCAAUAAAACAGCUUUAAGCUUCAACUGGAGAACAUCACUGCUGCCCGCUCUGAGCAUCCAGCAAGGCUUGUGUCUCAUGGUUAUUGAGAAAAGGAUCCAUAUGUGAAGCAAGUUUUGCUGCAAUGGUUCAAAACCAGAAGACAAUACACAGAACCAGAACUGUCCCAGUAUGGUUGGAUGCCUGUUACAAUAUGAACACAAACCCAUGAUCUUUCUCUGCUCUUGGUUGCCCUGGUGGCUGUUAAAAUCCACCAAGUUUUCCCUCUCUGAGUGGUACUGUCUGGACAAUCCUUCAUCUGGCUUCCCUGUGCUUCCCUGCUGCUUCUCAGGCAUGUGCCAAGAAAAAGAUGGCAAAGCCUUUCAUCCAACAUAUGAAGAAAAACUCAAACUUGUGGCACUGCACAAGCAGGUUCUGCUGGGACCUUACAACCCUGACACUUGCCCUGAAGUUGGAUUCUUUGAUGUGCUGGGCAAUGAUAGAAGGAAGGAAUGGGCCGCCCUUGGAAACAUGUCAAAGCAAAAAGCUAUGACAGAAUUUGUCAAGCUCCUACAUAGGUGCUGCCACUUGUUCUCAACGUAUGUCACUUCCCACAAGAUAGAGAAAGAAGAGCAAGAAAAGAAAAGGAGAGAAGAGGAGGAGCGAAGGCGGCGCGAGGAGGAGGAGCGGGAGCGGCUACAAAAGGAAGAAGAAAAACGGAGGCGAGAAGAGGAGGAGAGGCUGAGAAGGGAAGAGGAGGAGAGGAGGAGAAUAGAGGAGGAACGGCUUCGGAUGGAACAGCAGAAGCAGCAGAUCAUGGCAGCGCUGAACUCGCAGACGGCCGUGCAGUUCCAGCAGUACGCGGCCCAGCAGUACCCGGGCAACUUCGAGCAGCAGCAGAUCCUCAUCCGCCAGCUCCAGGAGCAGCACUACCAGCAGUACAUGCAGCAGCUCUACCAGGUCCAGCUGGCACAGCAGCAGGCAGCCUUACAGAAGCAGCAGGAUGCAGCGGUGGCAGCAACGGGGACACCCCUGACUACUGCAUCAAAGGUGAACAGCCCUGCCCCAGGGGACACCCCAUCCAUCAAUGGGCAGGCCAGUGCACAUGCAGACAGCCCUGAAAAAGAGCUGGAUCCAGAGGUGUUGGAAGAAGCACUGGAGAAUGGACCAAAAGAUUCUGUCCCAGUGAUUGCUGCCCCAUCCAUGUGGACACGACCCCAGAUCAAAGACUUCAAGGAAAAAAUCCGUCAGGACGCAGACUCUGUGAUCACAGUGGGCCGAGGAGAAGUGGUUACAGUCAGAGUCCCAACUCAUGAAGAGGGGUCUUACCUCUUUUGGGAGUUUGCUACAGACAAUUAUGACAUUGGUUUUGGGGUGUAUUUUGAAUGGACAGACUCCCCUAAUACUGCAGUCAGUGUGCAUGUCAGCGAGUCCAGUGAUGAUGAGGAGGAAGAGGAAGAAAAUACUAGCAGUGAAGAAAAAGCCAAAAAGAAUGCCAACAAGCCUCAGCUAGAUGAAAUAGUGCCUGUGUACAGACGAGACUGUCACGAAGAAGUGUAUGCUGGCAGCCACCAGUACCCAGGGAGAGGAGUUUAUCUUCUUAAAUUUGACAACUCCUACUCUCUAUGGAGGUCAAAAACAGUUUACUACAGAGUUUAUUAUACUAGAUAAAGGUGUGGCUGUGUCUGAGGCUGGGCUGUGCAGAAGAUGUCAUUUUAUUUGGAAUUUUCUUCAAGCAUAAUGGAUCCUUUUGAGUCUGUGUUUCAUCCUGUCUGUAUCUGUAUGGUUUGUGUGAACUUUUAACAAGUAGACACUGGGAUCUUCCUGCUCCAUGACACUAAUGCAUAUUGCAUUGGGCUUAACACAGGAUCUCCCUAACCUUUUUGGGGAUUGGAGUCAUUGGCUCCAGUGCUGAGGUCACAUCCAUUGCACUUGUUAAAGCCUCAUGAAAAAGGGGGAGGGAGUUGCUGGCUCACUGGCUGGGUGAUCUGACGUUUCCAGGUCUGGAUGCCUUCAAUGACUCGUUGAUGGUUAAUUUAAAGGUCCCAUCAGUAACUGGUAGAUUUGGAUGCAGUUUGCUGUGUAGCAAGUUUCUCUUAACUGUAAUUGAAUGUCAGAUUUUUUACACCAUUAAAACUUGAAACUUUAAGUUUAUGCAGUUUAGAAACAAGUUGUCUCACUUCUGUCCUCAUCAAAUAAGAAACAUUCAGUUCCUUAAACCAGUGUAGUGUGCAAGACAAGGAUGAACAACGUCCUGAAGGUACAGCAAAUAACCUCUUCUGAAGGCACAACUGAAUGGUGUUUAAAAGUACGUGUAACAAGAAGAACCUUAAUCUCUGCCCCACUGAUAACCCUAGAAUAAAAGUCAUAUUUUGAUGCAAUUGGCUUUGAACAGGACACAGACUGCUCCUGAGUGUAAUGGGGUUUUUAAUGGGGUAGACUAAAAAAAAAAUACAAGGCUACAAACUUGAAACCAGUUUUGUAAGACCAGAAUAUGCAUCUGGAGAGCAGUCAGUCACUUUGGUAGAGUAUAGGAGUUAAUGUUGCACUAAUGAUGGAGAUCACUGCCACUCCUUUUUAGUCUGAACUGGUGAUAGUGGGGUGCAAACUUUCUGCUUUAAUUCGUAGCUGUGGGCAGAAAGGCCAGGUGCACAUACAGAUGCUUAAGGUAGCUUUAAUCUCAAUUUCACAUGGUCUGGUUGGGGCAUUUUGUGUUUCUAAAGUGAAAAAACAUGCAGGUGUCCCUUGGCUUGAGGCUGCAGUGAGAAUGCGCUCCCCCAGAGCCCAGGGGUUGCAAUAAUGACUUGUGCCAGUGCUCUCUGCAUGGGUGAUGCACCUUGUUCUGAAAGGAAAGGGUUGCUGUGGGUCUCAGAGCAGUCAGGCUUCCAUGGAUCAGCUGCAGCAUGUGCAGUUCCACAGCAAAUGAAGCCGAGUUGGCAGGGUUUGUGUGAAGGUCAGUUUGUACAUACAUGAUACUUUACUUUUCUCAUACCAACCACGGAGAUACUUCUCCUAGAGUGCUUAACUUGUCAUCUUGCUUUUUGGGUCAGCAACACCGUACCAGCUUACAGCUAGUUAGUGCUGCUUUAUCCAAAAACACUGUACAAUGUUCUGCUCUUGUGUACAUACAGUAUAUAAACCAUGAAUUUAGAAAGUACCUUGCUUUUAAAGAAAACUGUAUUUAAUGUAAAAAAAAAGAAAAACAGCAAAAAAAAAAAAACCUUUGAAAAAGGCAGGCACUAAUAUAUUUCUUCUGGUCUUCAAAUUACUUUUUUUUUUGUCCAUACAAAAAUGUUACAACUUCUUCCUUUAAGAAUAUCUGUUCUUGGGAGCGGUGUUUGUUGCUUUAAAUGGCAGCACUUACUGUCAUGUGUUGGAUGCUAGAACUUCUACGUUUUCAGACUUUUUUUUAUUGCCUCUGGCUGUUGAUAGUACAGUACAAGUGCGAUUUCAAGAUACCUUGAGAUAGUAUUUAAUCCUAAUUAAAAGACAUUUAUCUGUAA
This is a messenger RNA of Passer montanus (Eurasian tree sparrow), 3707 nucleotides long. It is a transcript of the gene ACBD3, whose product is annotated as acyl-CoA binding domain containing 3. Gene Ontology annotation, cellular component: Golgi membrane. NCBI's taxonomy places the organism in Eukaryota, Metazoa, Chordata, Aves, Passeriformes, Passeridae. The transcript is spliced from 10 exons. The record is from RefSeq and is a predicted model, not a curated record. Bases 397 to 1875 code for a protein of 492 amino acids. Gene Ontology annotation, molecular function: fatty-acyl-CoA binding.